Pangasianodon hypophthalmus (striped catfish) is the source of this 2958-nucleotide messenger RNA. Its product is annotated as E3 ubiquitin-protein ligase TRIM39-like. Gene Ontology annotation, molecular function: zinc ion binding; protein binding. NCBI's taxonomy places the organism in Eukaryota, Metazoa, Chordata, Actinopteri, Siluriformes, Pangasiidae. Bases 70 to 1488 code for a protein of 472 amino acids. The transcript is spliced from 6 exons. The record is from RefSeq and is a predicted model, not a curated record.
CACAGCUCUGUAUUUAGGAAAAAACUAAGAAGAAGAGAUAGAUGCUCGACUGUCUCUACGUGUGACAACAUGGAUUCCAGACCCUCUCUGACUGAAGAUGAUUUCUCCUGUCCUGUGUGCUGUGACAUCUUCAGGGAGCCUUUACUCCUGGCCUGCUCCCACAGCAUCUGUAAGAGCUGCCUGCACACCUUCUGGCAGCAGCGAGGAGCUCUAGAGUGUCCUAUCUGCAGGACCGUGUCCUCCACUCCUGAGCCUCCGGUGAACGUCGUGCUGCACAACAUGUGUCAGGCGGUACUGAAGGAGCGGAACCGGCGGAUGUCAGUGGAAAUGGAGGGGCUCUGCAGUAUACACCGUGAAGCUCUUACUCUGUUCUGCGUAAAGGAUCAGAGGCCUCUCUGCACCAAGUGCAAGAACUCCAGAUUACACAGAAGGCACACUGUCUGCUCCAUACACGAAGCAUCACAAAACCUCAAGCAGGUACUCCAGAUGAAACUGAAGCCCUUACAUGAGAAGAUUAGAAUCUAUGAGGACUUCAAACAAUCCUGUGUUAAUACUGGAGCACACAUUAAGAAGCAGAGUCAAAACACAGAGGCAGUCAUCAGGAGGGAAUUUGAAAAGCUUCACCAGUUUCUCUGGGAUGAAGAGGAGGCUAGAAUAACAGCACUGAAAGAGGAAGAGGAGCAGAGAAGUCAAACAGUGAAGAAAAAGAUUGACAAGAUCACAAUUCAAAUAGCCAGCGUCUUGGACACCAUCAAAGCCACUGAGAAACAGAUGCAAGGAGAAGAUUUGCUAUUUCUUUUGAACUACAACACUUCACUUGAAAGAACUCAAGCUAAACUAGAAAAUCCAGAGAAAUUAUCUGGAGUUCUGAUCAAUGUGGCAAAGCAUCUGAGCAACCUGAGCUUCCAAGUGUCGGAGAAGAUGCACAGCUUUGUACAAUACACCCCUGUUGCACUAGACCCCAACACUGCCCACGCUGGCCUCAUAGUGUCUGAUGAUCUGAUCACGGUGGCUUAUAAAGGCGAGCUUCAGCAGCUUCCUGAUAACUCAGAGAGGUUUGAGGGUUAUGUGAGUGUCAUAGGCUCUGAGGGCUUUAAUUCAGGCACACACUGGUGGGAUGUCGAGGUUGGAGACAACACAGCCUGGGCUGUGGGAGUCAUCUCAGAGUCUGUGUGUAAGCAAAGAGAGAACCUCUCACGGUUUGGUAUAUGGUAUAUAGGUUUCUCUAAUGGCAAAUAUGGUAAAGGAUAUGCACCAGAGGUCCUGACCCCACUGCAGGUUAACAAGGCAAUCAAGAGGAUCAGGGUGCAGGUGGACUUUAACAAGGGCAAGGUGAUCUUCACUGACUCAGCCCGUAACACCUGUCUGCACAUCUUCAAACAAUCUUUUAAGGAGAGAGUUUUCCCUUACUUUUACAGCCACUGCAAACUCCAUCCUCUGAGAAUAUUACCAGCAAAAUCUUCAAUGCCCAUUCAGAUACAGAGUUAGAUAAUAACAGACAGCACUAAACUCAGGCAGAAUUUACUAAAGCUGUCUUAAUUUAAAUGCUAUUUUAACAUACAUACACACACACACACACACACACACACACAUAUAUAUAUAUAUAUAUAUAUAUAUAUAUAUAUAUAUAUAUAUAUAUAUAUAUAUAUAUACAUAUAUAUACAUAUAUAUCUAUAUACACAUAUAUAUCAUUCAUGUGAUUAUCCAACUAGCAAAUGAUGUGGCAGUGAAUCAUGCAGUGAAUCAUGUACCUUUCAUGUAAAACAGCACCACACACACACACACACACACACACACACACACACACACUCAUAUACUCAUUCACACCUAGGGGCAAUUUAUUAUGAGAAGACAAUGCUACCCGUUAGCAUAGUGGGUAGUAUUGUUGCCUCACAGCUCCGCUGUCAUGGGUUUGAGACUGAGCUCAGGUUAUUACCUGGAUGGAGUUUAGUAUGGUCUCUCCAUGUUUGCAUCAGUUCUUCUGUUUCCUUCCACUGUUCAUCAUAAACAUGCAGCUAGGUGUUUUGGCUAUACUAAAUUGCCCCUAGGUGUGUAUGAGUGUGUUGGUGGUGCCCUGUGAUGGACUGGCAGCUCCCUCAGGGUAAACUCUCCUGCCUUGCACAGAGUGAAGGAAAUAUAUAGAUGCCUUGCAUAAGUAUUCACCCCCAUUCCUGUGAAACUCCUAAAUUAGUUCUUUUGUAAAGUGACAUAAUUACACCAUCAAAUUUUUAGUUUGCUAAUAAAGAAUUACAUAUCAUUAGCACCUUUUGUCUGUACCUGAGCUUAUGGCCCUAGUUCUUUUUGUAAAAUGUUCAAUUUAAUUACAGUCCACAAAACCAUUUUAACUUGGAUUAAAAUGGAUUCAUUUAAAAUGGAUUAAUUUAAAAUGGAUAAAAUUAAUUUGGAUUCUAAAUUCAUUUGGUGGGCCAGAUUAUAACCUUUAUUGGGCCAGUCCCAGUCCAAGGUCCAUUGAUCCAUGAUUCACACCCCUGAUUUAAAGUGACCAAGCAGGAGAGUAUUGAGUGUUUCCAGAGGUUGGGAUAUUCUUGUUGCUCUGAAUUAAUUGCAAGUAAAAAUAAAGACCAUUACUGUGGUGUGGGAACUAUGUCUAAGCCAGAAAGCUACUCUGCUGCUUUCAGUUUGAUGAGCAAUCCAUUCAGUAAUUUAAUCAGACAAAAAAUUUUCAAGCUGAAGACAAAUCAUUCAAUUACGUUUCAGUUAAUUGUCUUAUUACUGUAAUCUUUACAUUAUUUUGCCUUGUGUGGAGCAGUCAUUGAUUGUGACAUGACUUGUAAAUUGCUUACUUUUCUUGGCUAUUUAUUCUUGAAUAAAGUGCUAAAUCCAAUAUCUGGUCAUUGUCCCUGUGUUUUGUAGUUGAUACAUCAUCUGUCAAACAGACGUAGAGGCUGUGUUAUGGCAUGCGCAUGUACUGAUGGGCAUGUACUGACUGAUGUUUAC